Messenger RNA from Zygotorulaspora mrakii, 1611 nucleotides. RefSeq lists its product as uncharacterized. Gene Ontology annotation, biological process: transmembrane transport; amino acid transport. The transcript has a single exon. Lineage: Eukaryota; Fungi; Ascomycota; Saccharomycetes; Saccharomycetales; Saccharomycetaceae. The record is from RefSeq and is a predicted model, not a curated record. Gene Ontology annotation, molecular function: transmembrane transporter activity. The coding region runs from base 1 to 1611 and encodes 536 amino acids. Gene Ontology annotation, cellular component: membrane.
AUGGUUGUCAUUGAAAUGUCAGGUUCGGAGAAAAAAGUUGAACAGCAUCAAAUUCAUGAUGUUGAAAAUGGAAAUUUCGACGACUUGAAGGGAAAGCCUGUUGUUCUUGAGAAGGGAUUCAGUCUUUUCAGUGCUAUUUCAGCAGGGAUUGUUACAGGUAAUACUUGGACAGCUUUGGGUGGUGCUAUUGUCGCAUCGCUGUAUAAUGGUGGUCCUCCAGGUAUUAUUUACGAGUUCAUUGCUGUUUCGGUAUUUUAUUGGAUAAUUGCAGCAUCAAUUGCGGAACUGGCAUCUGCUAUUCCUGCGUCGGGUGGUGUAUACCAUUGGGCAAGCAUAAUUAGUGGGAAAAAAUGGGGUCGAGUGUGUGGUUGGUUUGCCGGAUGGCUGAAUUACCUUGCUUGGACAUUCGGUGUGUCAGCGAAUUGUAGUAUUAUUGGCUCCAUGGUCGUGUACUCUUACGGAAUGUUUCAUCCUGAACUUACUCUGGAGAGAUGGCAGGUAUUCAUCUGCUAUCUGAUUAUUUGCUGGCUAUGCUGUUUUGUCGUGAUGUUUGCGAACUGGUCUCUUCCCGGUAUAAAUAGAGUUGGGUCUUUUCUAAUGAUUGGUGGCUGGUUUGUUACCGUGGUCGUUUGUGCUGUUAUGCCUCUCAGAAAUGGAAAGGGCCAUGCAUCAAAUGAUUUCGUUUGGAGAACAUGGGAAAACGAAACAGGAUAUAGCAGUAAUGGAUUCACUUUCUUAGCGGGGAUGCUAAAUGGUGCUUUCGCCGUUGGUACACCUGACUGUAUUACCCAUUUGGCGGAAGAAAUUCCUGAUGCUGGAAAAAAUCUUCCAAAAGUUUUGUUUUGGCAGGUAUUUGUUGGUUUCUUCACAGCAUUCUUUUACAUGAUUGCUAUGUUUUACGCUAUCAAUGAUUUACCGGCUAUAUUCGCUGCAGAUUCUUUUUGCCCAUUGGGCGACAUUUACCUGCAAGCUACAGGAUCAAGAGGCGGUGCUCUUGGUCUUUUGAUAAUUAUUAUAUUACCAAUCAUAUGUGCAACUAUUGGCUGUUAUAUAACUGCUGGUAGAACUUUAUACGCGUUAUCGCGUGAUAAAGCUGCUCCUUUCCCAGAUCACAUUGGUUCCAUCAGCCCUCGUUUCAAGAGUCCUUUGUGGUCGACGUUUGUAUGUGGUGCUAUCGCUACCUGUAUGGGUGCGAUCUACGUUGGAUCGGUCGUUGCUUUCAAUGCUUUUGUUGGCUCUUUUGUGCUUUUAACCACAACAUCGUUCCUGCUUUCAAUUGGCCCACAUGUAUUGACCAAACGUAAGAGUAUCAAAAGGGGUAGCUUUUGGCUUGGAAAAUUCGGUUACACAUUUAAUAUAAUUUCCUGUCUCUACAUCAUUGUUUUCUUUGUCAUCUAUUGUUUCCCAUAUACUCUACCCACCAGUGCACAAGAGAUGAAUUACACAAGUGUGAUGACCUGCGGACUUGCGGUUCUUGUAGCUAUUUGGUGGUUUAUUCACGGAAGAUCGAAAUACCGCGGCCCUCAAAUUAUAGAGAGUAUAAGUGACACAGGCGAAUCAUCAAUGGCUUUGGAGACCGCAGAAAUUGGCAGCAUUACUUUAUCUCGUUAA